Messenger RNA from Prorocentrum cordatum, 4011 nucleotides. NCBI's taxonomy places the organism in Eukaryota, Dinophyceae, Prorocentrales, Prorocentraceae. The record is from the annotation of a GenBank genome assembly.
GGGGGAAACGGACCAGGGGCCCUUGAUGCUGGGCCAGCUUGCCCAGGCCGCCGUGCUGGGGGUGGCCAACCUGGGCGGCGCGUGGCUGGGGAAGUGCCAGCCGCCACCGUGCCCAGCCUCGCCGGCCUGCCCGCCGGCGGGCGCUUGCACGUGCCCGCCAGCGCCGGCGGUCUCGUGCCCGCAGGUGAGCGUCACCUGCCCGGCGGUGCCGGCCGUUGAGGCCCGCGCCUGCCCCGAGGCGCCCGCGGCACCAGCGUGCCCGCCUCCGCCCGCGUGCCCGCCGAGCACGUGCCCGGCGGAGGCCGCCGAGGCGCUGGGCCGGCAGGACUGCUGGCCGGAGACGCGAGUGGCGCUGAGCUUCGCGUGCGGGCUCGGCGGCGUGGCGGUGCUGGUCGGCUUCGUCCUGGGAACGUGCUGCGCGAGCUGUCUGGUGAACUACGGGGCCGCGGAGUGGCACUGGAGAAUAGUGCUCGCCGGACUGGUGUCCUCGGACUCCCGGGCCCUCAUCCUGACGCCGGAUGGUGACAUGUACAUUGAGGACUUCAAUGACGCCGUCGCCGUGCGUUGGUUGGGCCCGAACAACGAGGUGCCAGAGGGCGUGCCGCGGAACCUGAUCUAUCACUUCGGUCAGUUCCCGUCGGCGUCGACGCUGCGCAGACUGAUGCAGGAGGGUGCCUACACCGCUGGGCUGGAGGAUCAGCGCCGCGGGUACGGCAUCGCCGUGUGGGGAGCUGGAGGUGCCGCUGGCGCCGCGGGCGGCGCUGUCGCCGGGCCGGCCGUGGCCCAGGCGGGUGGGGCUGGCCGCGUGGCGGCAGGAGCGCCCGCCUACGUGCCGGCCCAGCCUCCCGCGCCGGGGGCGCCUGGCGAGGGCGAGGACGACGGGCCGGGCCCGGCGGCGCUCCAGGGCCUCAUGGGGGUCGGCCGCGACUUCCGGCCGCCAGCGCGGCCGACGGUGCAGCCGGUGACGGUCCACACUGUGCGCUGGGUGGCGGCUGAGAGCGUUGAGUUCCCUGGAGGCAGCGUGGGCCGAGGAGAUGACGUGGCUUUCAACGGCUCGGAGAUGGUGUCGGGCCGAAAGGGGGUUAUCGUGCUGAUGGGGGUAUCCGUGCUGAUGGAGGACAUCGGCGACGCGGAUGUGGAGGCCUACAGGUCGAAGGAGGCCCACCACGACGCGAGGUUGCUGAAGUUGCAAAGGGACUCCCGAGGCGACCGACAUCGUCCCUGGCGCGACGUGGCCCGUGAUGUGAGCGCAGUGAAGCAGACGGACUGGCCCGUGCCGGGCCCACAGACGGCAGAGUGGUGCGCUAAGUUCCUCGACCGACGGAGUGAGGGGCCCGUGGGCUGGGAUCGGCGCUGGCGGGCCGACAACAGGCUGUCCAUGGACCAGUGGGGGGUGUCCGAGCACGAGACGCUGGCGAAGAUCCUCGAGCGCUUGGGGACCCACGACCAGUGCGACGUGGUGAACCUAGCGGCGGCGGAGGACAUCGUUCGGCGGAUGCAGCUCAUCGAGUACUUUUACUACGAGGUCCAUCGGCAGUCGGACUCCAGCAAGCAGCAGGACAAGAAGGGCGGCAAGGGUGCGCGCCUUGAGGAGAUGGCCGUCUUCUCGGGGAAGCAUCGUGAGUACGGCGAGGUGAUGGUGGCGCCCGAGCUGCUGACCUACGUCGCCUCCGAGCUAGAGCGGGACUCUGGCAUCAUGAAGCAAAUGAGGAAAGCCCGCGAGGAGCGCAGCUUGGGGAUGAUCCAGGCUGCGGUAGCUGAGCUCGGACGGCCGCCCGCCGACCUGACUCGCCAGGGAGCCCUCGCGGAGCUCCUGGCCAAGCGCAGCUACACCGGCGAGAAGGCGGCGGCGCGGGUGGCCGAGUCGGCCUUGAAGCGCCCAUACUACGAUCCUUCGCUGCAGGGGAGGCCGCGCCGGUAUGCGCGACUCCUUGCGGCCCUCGACGGCGCAGGCAUGCUCGAGUGGAGGCGGCGUGGAUCGCCCCGGGUAGGCCUGUUUACUGUUUGGAAAAAGAACGGCAAGCAAAGAUUGAUUGUCGACGCGCGUUUAUCCAACUUGUGUUUCGCCUCUCCUGAUCCGGUCGACCUGGCCACUGGCGGAUCGUUUGCGCCCCUCGAGGUUGACCCGGGGCCCCCAGUGUGCCUCGCCCAGGUCGACAUCCAGGAUGCCUUUUACCACCUCCUCCUCCCUCCUGAGCUCGUCCCCUUAUUCUGUCUCCGCCCUGUCACGGCCGGACUCGCUGGAAUCUCUGAGCUCGACGGCGCCGCUGUCUCUCCGACCCAGCUCGUGUACCCACACCUGCGUGUUGUGCCGAUGGGUUGGAACCAUGCUUUGUGGUGGUGCCAGCGAAUUCACGAAUUUCAUGCCUUUCGGCAGCCCGGCGUGUCCCUUUCGAACAAGCUCUCGGAUAAGAAGCCCGGGGUGCGUCUGGGCCGCUCGGGGUUUGCUCACGCGGAAUACGUGGACAACUUCGCGGCCAUCGGGCGUCAGGCCAGUGAGGUCGAUGCCGUGGCCGAUUCCGUUCUAGACGCCCUGACCACCGCGGGGCUCUGCAUGCAUCCUCGUGAGAGCUCGGUUGGCGGGUCCGUUUUGGGUUGGGAGUUUAGUGACGAGUGCCCUCAGGUUCGUGUGAGCCCUCGCCGAGUGUGGAGGCUCCGUCUCGGCAUAGAAGGGCUCCUAGAGAGGGGCUUCGCUACUGGUGGGGACCUCGAGGCCAUCAUUGGACAUUUCACGUUUGCCGCUCGAAUUCGGCCUGAGGCCCUGUGCGUGUUCUCCGCCGCGUAUGCCUUCAGUCAGCGGGGGGCCGACACUCGCCGUAGGCCAGGCGGGGCUGCGAAGCGGCGACCUGUGCAGGGCGAGCCGCUCACCCUGUCGCGAGCAGCGGCACUGUCCCAGGCUGGUCCGCGGCCGCGGCCGACCCAGAGGCAAGCCCGGGCGAAGGCAUCGGCGAGACCCGCCAAGCCUCGGCCCGAGGUGCUGGCCACGAGGGGGGGGCGUGCCGCUGUCCGGCAAGCGAAGUUCCCCGAGGACAAGCGCGUGACAGACGGCGAGGGCCUCUCGCUGCUCGAGAGGGAGAGCGUGGGCGACCACAAUCAGCGGGUCUACCAGUCGGUGCUCGUGGAGUUCAGGGGGUUCUCCAAGACCCUGGGCCUGCGCCUCAAGGCCGCUCAGGACUACGACGAGGCAGCCGUGGAGUGGGCCCACCACGCGUUCUUCGACGGCGGCGACGCCCAGGAGGGGACAAGGCUCAAGGCGGUGCUGCUGUACUACUACCCGCGUCUCCUGUCCGUCGCCGGACUGCCCCGGUUCAGCCGAGCGCUGAAGGGGUGGAGGCGACUGGUGCCGCCUCGGAGCCGGCUGCCGCUGCCAUGGGAGGUCGCCUGCGCGGUGGCAAACAAGCUCGUGGCGAACCAGGACCUGCACGCUGCCCGCCUCAUCAUCGCGAUGUUCGUGUUCUACCUGCGUCCCGUGGAGCUGAUGUCGCUGACCGGGCGGCAAGUGGUGCCGCCGGUGCGGGCGGCGGGUCACGAUGCGUGGUCGCUCGUGCUGUUCCCCAUGGAGGAGGAGACGCCCAGCAAGACCGGCGCCUUCAACGAGAGCGUGCUGGGCGACCUGCCGUUCUACCGCUUCAUCGGCGACGUGCUGAAGCUGCUCAAGGCCGGCGUCGACGACAAGGGUCUCGUGGCCCAGGUGCGGCACGUGCAGCUGGCACAGGCGUUCCGCACGGCGGGCCAGCAGCUGGGCCUCGAGGGCCCACCAGGAUGGGUCAACAACGGGCUGAUUGCUGCCAUCUGGCUGGGCACCCCUUGCCACAGCUGGAGCCGUGCACGGGACAUCCGACCAGGGCCUCCGCCCUUGCGGAGUGACCUGCACGUGAUGGGGUUGCCCGACUUAGCGCCUCGUGACGCUGAAAAGGUCAGAGUCGGCAACGCCCUGAUGAAGUUCUCAGCCUCGCUGUUUAUGCUGUGCCAAGCCGUGCGCUUGCCGGUAGCAAUCGAGAACCCUCACAU